CAUAGGUAUAGUUCUGGAUGUGGUCCAAUGUUCGAUAGGGUUUCUGGUUUUUGGGUGGAGUUAUGAGCUUCUGGGUAUUUGGGUUGUCAGAUUUUGGGGUUUGUAGUCAUAAUUCAAAAAACAAUUAAAUGCCAGAAGGAAGGAAGAAGAAAAGGUGCGAACAAUUAAAUGCCAGAAGGAAGGUAGAAGAAAAGGUGCGAGUGGCAAAGGAGAAAUUGCAGCAUACCCGAUUCUAGUGUGAGCUUGCUUUUUCUCACCAGCCGUUGAGAUCACUUAAAUGGCUGAGAUGGAGCCGCAAAUAGGGUUCGCAAAAUGGAGUUCCCGCCUGAGCCUAUCGGGGCAGAAAACCUAAUCCUCCAUUUUCCCGAAAAUCAUAAUCCCAGAAUCCAAACAACCCAGAACCUCAUGGGCAAGAAAAGAAACAAGAAGACCCUCGUCUGGAGGCCCAAACCCAAAUCCAGAACCCCCCAGAACGAAAUGCGAAACUGGCUGGACCUUCCACGGGACAUCACCAUUUCCAUACUGUCACGACUCAGAGCGGUCGAGAUUCUGGAGAGCGCGCAGAAGGUGUGCAUGGCUUGGCGCAACUUCUGCAAGGACCCUCUCAUGUGGCGCGCCAUCGAUAUGGCCAACGAUGGCGAUUACGACGACAUGUUCUACGACUUGGAUGAGAUGUGCCGCCACGCAGUGGAUCGUAGCUGUAGUCAUCUGGUUGAUAUCAAUAUCGAGCACUUCGGCAGCAAUGAUCUCCUUGAGUAUAUCACUGACAGUUGCGGUGGUAUCAGACGUCUCCGGCUAGUGUCUUGCGAUAUGAUAUUUGAUGAGGGGUUGGGUAAAGUGGCUUCAAAGCUUACUAUGCUAGAGGAGCUUGAGAUCUCUUUAUGCAAUUUCUCAUGCACAUCUCUACAAGUAGUGGGGCGCUCUUGCCCUCUUUUGAAGUCAUUCAAAUUCAACAGGUCCAAUUUAUCGGAUGAUGCGAUCGGUGUGUUUAAUUACUAUGAUGAGAAUCCUUUAAGGAAAGAUGACGAAGCAUUUGCUAUAGCAGGAACGAUGAAUGGUUUACACCACCUUCAACUUUUCGCAAAUCGGCUCACUAAUGAUGGCUUGAUGAAGAUUCUUGAUUGCUGUCCUCAUCUUGAGUCACUUGAUCUGCGCCAUUGUUUCAAUCUUAAUCUGAAGGGAGCUUUGGGAAAAAGAUGUGCAGAACGAAUUAAACAAUUGCGGCUUCCCAAUGAUUCCAUUCAGGACUAUGAAUUUCGUGUUGCAGCCUCUGACUGUGAUGAUUAUGGAUUUUACGAUGAUCCUGAGGAAGACAAUGGAUUUUAUUAUGAUCCUGCGGAGUUUGACUGUGAUGAGUAUCGGUGUUAUGCUAGAGAUUUUUAUGGGUACGACUCGGAUGAUAGUGAUUUCUAUGAUGAUUUCACCAAACUUGGAGUGUCUGACUUCCUUUUUUGAAUUGGAGACCGUCUCGCAGCUGAAAUCUGGGAUACAGAGAGAGGUAUUGAAUUUGGAGUGUCUCUACGAAAGCAAGCCGUAUUUCUGGGUUGGUAGCAACAUUGACAACUUUAUUGCCCUGUUUUGGGUUAGGGAAAGAGUGGAUUAUUUUCUGCAAGGGCAUUUAGCUACUUUGCUCCUUAGGGUAGAGAGCUGAUUUUUUUUGUAUUUGUCCUUGUAUUUGUACAAGUUACUGUUUUAUCAGAACAAUGUAAGUUUUUUAUUUUGAUCAUGGAAGGUUGGUUGAUUUUGAA
This is a messenger RNA of Prunus avium (sweet cherry), 1748 nucleotides long. Its product is annotated as F-box protein SKIP19-like. Gene Ontology annotation, molecular function: protein binding. NCBI's taxonomy places the organism in Eukaryota, Viridiplantae, Streptophyta, Magnoliopsida, Rosales, Rosaceae. The record is from RefSeq and is a predicted model, not a curated record.